GCCAUGUAAAAAUUAUAUGGUUUACUUUAGUAUUUUAUAAACAGCAGUCUGUCAAAUUUGGAUUCGAAUUAUUUUGAUACACACUGUAGAAGCUGUUCAUAAGAACAAGUUGAUCCAUGCAUAUACCAUUGUACAAAUGUUGCUGCCGAUAAGUAGAUUAUUUUCUAAUUGAGUAUGUAUUCCUGUUCGAAUCUAUUCUAGCUAUAUUUAACCAUAUUCAACGUAUACUAAAACUAAAGAGCAUGUUUAAAAUGAUAUUUUAAAAAUGCGUUUCGCCCAAAUUUGUGACGGCGCAUGUGCGUCGGUUAAAAAUGUCAAUGCCACAAAGCUAAUAUUUUUAAAUGAGCUCUCACCCUGUCUUUGUACAAUUCGUUACUGAACGCUCGGGAAAUACUAAAUGACUAUAUUGAAAGCAAAUUUGGCAAUCAACGGCUUGGAUACACUUGUGUUACUGUUGGUUUACCUAAUCAGGGUUGGUCCCGCAAUAUUCAACCAUUCAUGUUUGCUUUUCGGGAAGUAAUCAAAUAUUCCCACUUGCGAUAAUUGUCCUCUUAUAAAGUCGUCUUUUCGUAAGCGCUCAUGCGCAUCUUGUUGUAAAGCGUCUCGUCUAUGAUUCGCCGGAAGUUGAACGAGAGUAUACAAUGCCUGGCUAGUAUCUUGUAUAUAAAGGACAAUGCCGUGGAAACGUUUGUUGUUCUUCUGUCAGUAGGUGACCGCACGCUCACAGGAAUGCCACAGAGACUGCGUAUACAGGCGACCUGGUGACAUAGAUUGUUUUUCUCACUCUUAGUAAUUAACCGACGACAAAGGCAAUUCAAAGCGAUAACAAAGCUCGCUAACGCUGUAUUAGGUUAAGAGUGUUACUUUAGUCAUAGGCUAUUGGAAACCACUUCCAUUCCCUGCCAAUGGACGAAACGUACUAAGGUGAACAAAGGUAUUAUUAGUUUGAUAUUAGUUUUUUAAUCAACGUGUUUUCAUAUACUGUUUUGUUAUGCUACGUAAGAUUAAGGAGAACAAUCUUAAUUUCAUUUUAAAUUAAUCUCUUGCCGCUAAUAUUGAAUAACUGUGAUAUUAAUCAGUGUACUACAACUGAAUAUAUAUCGUUUGGGUUAUAGGGUCUCAUUGCGGCAGUAAUUUUGACUUUCCAUAAAUGGUUAAAGAGUAGCCAAUUUUUCUCACAUGCAUAGAUUAUAGUGAAAUAAAGAAAUUGCUGUUCUUACUUGUCCUCUUUAUGUUGCCUAAUUUCGUUUAUAUAUUAACAUCUUUUAUAUUGUUGUCAGGCUUAAUUUGCUUCAUACCGGUCUUAGUAUUGUAACUGUUCACAAUGGGCAACAAGUUUAAGUCAUCAUUUUCAACCAUAUCGGUACAAGUGACUUAUUUCCUGUACUGGAUUAUCUCUCAUUUUUGCUAUUUUGUUGAGUAUGGGGUGUUUCCAAUUUAAGAAGGAUACCGCUUUACAAAUUAAACUAUAUAGUGUAUCUAAGAAGCGAAAAUGAAUUCCUAACGUGAUUGAUAAUGUAAUGUCAACAUUAUGCCUUUCUGGAGUUUAAAAAUACUAUACAAACUAAAGUAAAAUGUGAUAUACAGUAUACGCAGAAAACUUUAUAUGUUUCAUAUAAUGAUUUUAAUGCACCGCGGUAGGGAAAACUUGUGACGAUUCUUUAAUUACAUAUAUUAAUAUUCUCUUAUACCAUUGAUACUGUGUACAAGCAGUUAAGCCGGCUUAGACGUGAGUUUAGCAGUCAGUCUGGUGCCUUUAUUCAUUUGACACAAGUUAUAGAAUGCUUAAUAUAUAGUGAGACUAUUGUAAGAACGAGAGUGAUUUGUACAUAAGUGCUUUAAAUCGUACCUCCAAUCUCUAUUAAUUAUAUUGAAUUGAGAAACGGCACUUUUCUCUAUAUAAACAUAUUCAUAACUGCGUCAUAACUCUUCGUAUGACUGGUCAGUUACAUUGACACAAGAGGACAUCGUUAUUUUUCUUCAGGAUAAAAAGUCAAUAUCGUAUAAAGGCAUUUCAAAACUAGCGUGUAUAUAACAUGUGUAUAAUAGGUUCAUUAAAGAAGUACCUAUAGAAGACAAUUAAUCGAAGGGUUCCUUUUUGGGAACUGAAACAAAGUCGUGUUUGUCCAAGAACUACAAUUCUACUGGUCGCCUUUCGAUAGAAUUAAGAAUGUUCUACCGACUGUUAAUUUCAAGGAGUCGAUUUGACUCUCAGUUGUUUCGAAAAGCAUUUAACUCCAAAUGUGGAGUAAAAUUUGGUUCAAAAUAACUCCAGCUGAGUGAAAUUAACUCCCUGAAAUUAACAGUGUAUAUAGUAAUUAAGUUAAAUAACAAUGUUAUCGUACUUGUUAACUGUCAGUCAAGUACGUCUAUUAGUAUAUCGAUCGGCGGAAAAAUGAAGGGACUCAGUUCAAACUCUUUUAAUUAUACGCUAUAGGAUUUAGCAGAUUCACGCAACGAUUUCACUUAUAGGUCAGCUCUACAGUAAAUCAGGUCUUGACAAAUUCCCGCGAGUUCUUUUAUCAUAUCUUUGCUGAAAAGUGGAGUCAAUCAAAAUUAGAUAUCUCAAUUAUGGAUCUAUAUCCAAUGUGUCAAUGGAUCUAAUAUCGUGUGAAACUGACGAGAAAAUAUAGUUGGCAAUGCCAAUUGUGAAUUCAGUCGCACUAUUCGUAGAACCAUUUUAAUUAAUCAUAGAUUGACCUUCAGUCAAAACAAUGAAAAUCGUUGAUAAAUCAUGCAGCCAAGAGAAUUUUCACUAUGUAGGUUGCAGAUUGCCAAUCAAUUUCAUUAGUAUACCAUUACCCAAUCAUGCACUUUACACCAUCCUUUUUUCUGUGAUCACAGUAGGAAUUUUGCAUAAGUCAAUUCUAAGUUUUGAAGAAUUCUUUGAGGGAAUUCACUCACUGUUCAACACGGAAUCAGUUCCCUCAAACAUUUCUUACAAAUCCUUCAAAACUUAUAUCAUUUACCCAGUAUGCAAAAUUCCUACUGUGAUCACAGAAACCGGCUUUGAUAAUGUAACCCAGCCUUUAAUAUUUUUUGUUCUGCAUCCACCAAUACCGCAAUCAUGACUUUAACUAUUAAUAGCACUUUGCGGGUGUUCUCCAAAAUGUGUGAAAGUAUGGAAACCAAGAUGCACUCAAAUCCACAAUAAUGCCAAAAUGGGAAGUCGUUGCAAAUAUGCACAAGCAUAAUUUCACCUCCCUAAAUUAUGUAUUCUAAACUUUCUUUCUGUUUAGCCAACGAUAUAAAAUUCGAGGAGAUUUUAUCAAAGUAUCUCUUUAGUUUUUUUAAUUAAAUUAACUUUCCCAUAAUCCCGAUGACGAAAUUGGAAGAAACGAGAACGGUAUUUUGCGUAGCAUCACCAGAUCGCUAUGGCAAGCUAGAAUAAACAAAAAAUAUUUCCCCCCUCAACUAAGGCGCUGAGAAGUGUAACUAAGGCCCGCUGAUAGGCUGAUUGAGUCAUUCAUCGUCUCGUGAUCAUGAUAACUCAUUCUCUGUGUGACGUCACAUUUUGUCGAGGCAUGCUUGAUCUUGAGAAGGUGGCCGUUCAGUUCAGUCGCCGCGGUUUGUUUCAUCAUACCUUGGUGCGCGUGCAUUCGUCUCUAAUUUCUCUUUGUGUAUUUAUACCUAUCACUGUAUUUGCUUAGCUUUGCAUCUUUGUAAUACUUCGCAUUGCAAGGACACGGAAAUGUACAUAUGAACAAAUUAUUUUUCUUCACUCUACAGGCGCUGUCACGGUACAAACCUAAUGGUCCUAUGAGAUUUAUAAUUGCCAUUGUGCUUGGAACACUCAUGUUUCAAGCUUCACCGCUACAACUACCUCGUGACGCAGUCGUAAGAACUCGAUGGAAUUUCGAGAGAACGACAUUGGAAAACGCUUUUGACCACACGCGGGAAAAAAGAUCCGUCCAAGGAUCUGAACAGCAAACGAAUAUCCGAAUUGUUCGCAUUUACCACCAUUAUCAUUACUUUUUACAAGUUUCAAAAGGCGGCAAAGUUGGCGGAACUAAAGAUAUCAAGGGCAACGGUAAGUCUGGCAAUUUAAACGUGUUUUUAUUAUAUAUAUAUAAUAUAUAUAUAAUAAUAGGAUUAGAUGUUUACGCGUUAAUUAGAGUCGGUGAAUAUGGACUAAUUUCUUGCCAAGAAUUCAUGUGAUCAUUUGCGACCGAAACUGGCAAGAUGCCACCCAUGCAAACUGCAAAAGUAUUAUGCUAUCUCUGGGCUCUUUGUUAAAUUUUGGAAGUCAUUUUGGAAUGCGUUUGCAUAACCUGAAAGUAUUUGGAUUUUCUUCCGCUUAAAAUGACAUUUUUUCCCCUUUUUGACAUGCUAUUUUAGAUCUAGUAAUUAAAUUACUCCGUGGACCGUGAUUAUUCGCGCUCUAAGCUGCUUAGAUAGGUAAUAAAAACACCAUAUACUUGAAAUUGUGGAUAUCUGAACUUAGUUUAAAAGAAAGACGCACUUGUAGUUCUCUAUUUGAUCCAUCUCAUAUAGAUUGACAAGUAUACAAGAUCAUUUAGCUAAUAUAUAUAUAAAACCUUAUUCGAAUUUAUAUCACUGUUUUAUUCAGCAAGAGUGUCAUCUAAUUCAGUUGUUACAGCAUAGUUUACGUGGCAUUGAAGUAUUCCUAUUCCGGUUGGGCCAACACCGGUGUUUUUUAUAAAACUGAGACAGCAAUUCCUUCGGCUGCUUCGCUUAUGGAAAAAUCUCCGGUUAAUGCUUACGCCUUUAGCCUUAAAUGCUUCUGCCAGUUUAGUUUACUGUUUCCAUUAUAUAAAGAUGGUAAAAAUCAUACCCCGAACUUGAACCAUGCAUGAAACGGUUGCAGGUUCUCAACUUAAGGUUGACUAUAUAUAACGGUUUUGAAAUUCGUGAAUAAAAUAUGGUCAAUGGAGCCAUUUCGAUCCUCUGAAAGUAGUAGAAGUAUGAAGCCCGUGGCCGUGCAUUUGGCAUUAAUUGGUUCAUUGUGAAAGAAUCAGAAAGUUCCUAAGCGAAGGUCCGCCGAAAGUGUUUCAAUCACAUGAGGUUAUUUUUCUUUAUUAAGAUAUUAUUAUCUGCCUCUAAUUUGGCUCUGGCAUGCAUGCAGCAAACUUAAACUCUAUUGCGUGAUUUAAAAACAAACAAAAAUGUUGAUUGUUUUUGCCACGGUAUGAGACAUGUUUGUUAACACGCAAUGCAAAUUGGCGUGGUGUUCUAUUUGUUCUUUCCACUCUUCCAUAAUAAUGGCUCAUAAAGAAUGUCAACUUAGCCACACAAUCAGUCACACUAUGCAGCCUGGUGAAUCGUGAGAAGGGAGGUAGCGACCGCCAUAUCAUAUCACUGUAUGUAUUCUCUAACUAAAAAUAGCACUCUUUAUAUAUAUUUAGCAUCGGGUGGGAACUUCAUGUGCUGUUGACUUUUCGCCACAGAAUGUUCUUUCUGGUAAACGGAAUUGAGAACAACGGGAUUAAAAUAUUAAAGGAUAAGAGCUAGUGUCAGUCCAUUUUCUUCUUAAAAUAUUAUUCCUAUAAUUAUCAGGAGCGUAAAUCCUGGGGGGUGGGGCGAGGAAGUCGUUCCCCUCACUUUCUGGACAUUGUGAUAUAAUCCAUACUAAAUUACAUUUGUUCGCUGGCACGGCCGCCACACUUUUUGGAAUGGAUUUUCACUCUGGCAUGGUAAUUACCAUACCUAACAGGAUAAAUAUUCUACGAAAUUGUAUGAAUUGAUUUAUAUUUGUGAACCGGUAAGAUGGGUGUGCAUCAUUGACAUUGUAUAGAAUUUUCAGCUGAGUGUUUAAUUAAUAUUGGCUUAAAAUGUAGCCUAUAUAUAUGACUACAGCAGUUCUUAUUUAAUUAUAUUUGUCGGCGAGAAGACGUACGUACAGAUAUUUAGAAAGAGGGACAAACGGUUGUUUCUGAAGUUUAUAUUUAGCAAAUGUCGCUAUUUUCACCUAACCUAUAUUUCUGUGCACAAAAUUAGAUCGGCUUGACUCUUCCACAGUCCCUCAAAUUUGCUUCAGAAAAAUUAAGAUCAUGUAGCCUCCAAGACAUGCAGGCUAGUCUUGCAGGUUGGAACAAUAGGACGCAAAUGCCCAUGGGAAUGCUCUCGCAUUCUUUGCUAUUGCAUUCCCAUCAUUCCGAAUGCGGGCCGUCCGCAAUCUCGUAAAAUUCAAGUCAAAGAGGGGUCAUGCAAAGUUGAUCAUCUUUGGCGACUGAUUUUAUUGAUUUUCAAUAGCUACCGAAUUUUACUGCUAAGUAGCUUAGUAGCAAACAAUGUAUAAAUAACUAAGUUAAGAGCGAAGCAAGAAGAGAUGGACGCCAACGCUUGUAUGUCUAAUUAGUUAUGUCAUGUUAAGUUAAGGACUUUAUAAGGACCUGUACAGUGACAUGAGGCAACCUAGCACGUUCAGCAGUUAAUUUUUCAACAAGUGUAUUUGGACUUCGUUUUGAUAACCCAAUUAUCUAUUUAUUUUAGCUUUCCAAACAUAACCUUUUUCCAAACAUUUUUCAUCGUAAUACAUAUAGUGUAUAUAAUUAUAUGUAUACAUGCAUGAAUCAUGACUCAUAAACUUGACUUGUCCGUGUGCCAGUAUAGGUACGUAUAGUGCCAACAAUAGCGAAACUUCCGUUGAUAGGAAUGAAACUACCUGAUAAAUACAAGCAUGCAGAACUUCGACGUUUCGAGUGAAGGCCCUUCGUCGGUUAGGUAUAUAGCAGUGAACUAUAAAUAAACUGGAAGGCUAACUCAGGGGGGGGGGAUUGAAGCCAGUACAUUUUAGUUUUUCUGAGUUAUGAGCAUGCAGUUAUCAACACUGAACGUUGGGCUAUAUAUCAAAUUGAAGCUAUAUUGAAAAACGCUAUUUGGUGUAGAAAUUUCAAGAAUUUAACUAAAAGGGAAAUAUUGAAAAACUACAAAAAUAAUUGCCGAUAACUUUGCCAUUUUGCAGUUGUUUUUGUAUUUUUUAAAUAUUUUUCUUUUCGCUGAAGUCUUGAAAUUUCCUCACCGAAUAGCAAUUUUCAAUAGCUUCAAUUUGAUAUAUAGCCCGACGUUUGGGGUCAAGUAUUUCUGCUCAUAACUCAGAAAAACUAUUUUGGCUUCAUCAAAUCAUAGGCCUUCAUCAUAGCAGUUAGCCUUCCAGUUUAUUUAUAGUUCAAUGAGGUAUAGGCCGGGCUACAAACUUCCCGACAAGGGCCUUCGUUCGAAACCGUCGAAGUUCUCCUUGUAUCCCUACCAAUCGAAAUUUAAUUUGUUAUGAAUCAUGGUAACCUACAUCUGAAGAUUACACCAGCAAUUGCUUAAUACGUGAAAUUGUUUCCAAAGUUACGUAACGUCGAAAACUAAAUACAAAAUAUGCGUUAAGGCAGUUUUCCACUAGGCGAAAUUUUUCGAUCGAACCGAAAUUUCUAGUGUUCAAAUUCAAAAGAUUUCUGAUUAGUUCCAUCUGAGUGCUUGUAAGACAAAAGAAAAUUUCGAUUCGGUCGAAAAAUUUCGCCUAGUGGAAAACCGCUUUUAAACGGCAAAUUGCAGACGGCUGGCGACAAGCUGCGGUUUGCGGUUAGCGUUUGACGUCGAAGGAAAAUUCGAAAGGUCUCUACAUUGUUUAUUCAUACCAACCCUACUACAAAUAAAACUUAACGCUAAUUUGAAAACUCCAAAGCAUAUGCAUUAAUCAGAAAGUUAUCCGAUCGAAGAAAAGCCAAGGCACUGCCAGGGUCUUAGCUAGGAUUUUAUAUCUUGGGCGUGUUUCUAAAUUUCCAGGGUGUGCCCCUGUCAAUUGCCUUGAAUAGCCAAAAACAUGAUUCCAGUUAUGCUUGUCAACAAUAGACUAUACCUGUGGUUGUUCUAUAUGCUUUUUAACCAAAUACAAGGCGAGCAUACGCUCAUAUCUCGCACUGACAUUAUAAUAACUUAUUUUAGCAACUUUUGGGACAUUUAAAGCCAUUUUAACAACCAUACGGUUCCCAUUAUCCAUCAAAACAUUAAAACAUUAAAACAUCACGGAUCACUUUUACCAAUUUCAACAACUACAGUAGAUUUUACAAAGAAAUGAUGUAUGUUGUAAGUAGCAACACCUUAUUUUAUGAACGUACAUGCACGGCCAAAAAUAAAUACUGAAGCCGCGUUCAUUUCAUCUAGCCGUGCCAACACGGCCUUCUAGCUAAGACCCUGGGCACUGCGCUGUAUUUAUAUACUAGCUAAUUCACUUGCAUUUGGUACAAUGUUGCAAUUAGACAUUUACCUGUUUCUCGGUGUACCAUCUAUUCGCCCUACGAAAUACACUACGAAAGACCGUCGAAGUUUAAGGUUCGCAAGAGAAAAGUGGCACGACAGUUCCUGACAAAUAUUGCAUCAUUUCCUGUCCUUAAUUAAACCAAUUAUAACCCAUUGUGUACCUUUAUGUAGACAAAGGUUUAGUUAUGAUCUAGAACAACGCGUAACCACAGGCAUCUGAGCUAUAUGGCGGGAAAGUGUUUUUCAUGUAGAUUAGGUGUGGUCUGUGCUGUUACUAUCCCACAGUUUAUUCGACAUUGCCAAGAAUAUAUUCGAAAAAUAUUCCAGGAAUGUGACAUAUUUGGCAGAUUUGUGAUAAAUGUUUACACAUUUGGCCACACCAAGUUUGUUUUGCUUUUAACGAAUCUGCAUGAAGGGCAAGGCAAAACAAAUAGACAGGGUUUAACUGAUAGAUUUGACAGCCAUUUAUGAAAGUGGUCAAUGCAUUGAACACCGUCAUAUACGAAUGGAAAUUUACGAUGGUUAUCUGAGCUCCAUUUAGUGCCGGAAUGCAUGUAUGAAAAUUUAUUAUCAAUAAUUAGUAUAAAUAAUUCGUUGUAUUUAAGUGUGAAGAGUUUGAAUUUUGGAUGGCUGUUCGGCCGUUUAAUUUCGAUCCGAUUGCUGGAAGUAUCUCUACAUACUAAUUUCUUCUGAAACUUCCAGUAAUUUCCAAGUAUGGUCUUCGAUCAAAAACACCAAACCAAAUCCUCCUGACCUCAGUUGGCUAAAAUUUUCGGUAAAGCCAAACGUUAUUUAUGGCGAUAAACCAUGAUAAGCCUUUUAACAUUUUUAAAGAUUUAGCUAUCAGUACAGAAUUAUUUUAAACUCGUUUAUAUAAUCUACCAUACUAUAGACGAAAUGGUGGUAGCAAGGCUUACCCACAUUAAAAGCCAACAUAUCGGCCAUAGUGAAUCGACAUUGCUACCAUGGCAGCAGUUGUGACGUAGCUUUUGUGAUUCUUACAAUUUGCUUUGAUACAACUUAAAGUCGUACAAUAUUUAUUUUCCAAUAAGCAACAUUUCUUCAGAAGGUGGCUAACUCAUAAACUUUCCAUACGUCAGAAAAUAGUAGGGAGCCACCUUAAUUCACACAGUGAAAGUUGACUUUCCCUCAUUUUAUGUGGCAUUAGAUGUCAAACUUUGACCCAAAGACUAGAAUUACUUUAAAAGUUUCCACUGGCACACACUUUGGUCAAAGCAUCCGUUGACCAAAGACAGAAACCAGCUGCAAUAUUUGCUUUCAUGUGUUAAACAAUUUUCCCAAGAGCACAGGUGCCAAGAGUAAGACUUAUACAUGACAAGAAUGAAAGAGUAUUAAUCCGACUAAUUAAUUAAUUUAAUUAAUUAAAUGUAUUUAUUUUUUAUGACAAAAUUACUGCAAUCUGAUUGGUUAAGAGGAGUACAAUUUAGAGAAGUGCAAUUAAGUUGAGUGCAAAAAAUGCGACUGGCUUUGUGAAAACAAACAUCGCAAUGCACUCGCGUCGGCGGCUCGUGCAAUUUUGGCACAUUUUCCAGAAAUCAUUGCAAUUAAUCAUGAAUUGCACUCCUUCCCGUGUGAUUACCUAUUAAGGUAUGUUAAUAUUGGUUAAUAAUAUCAUGGCUUUCUUUUUAGUCUAUUUCCGGAUGGAAACAUAUGGUACGAGUUUGGUUCGCUUAUAUAACAUAGCGGCAAAACUAUACAUCGCUAUUAACAAGAGAGGAGUCGUUAUUACAGAGGUAUGUUUUCAUCCAGAUCCGGUAUUAGAGAGGUUCAGAUUUUAACUACCGCUACCGUUAACCAAUCAGAUGCGUUUAAUCUACUCAAUCAACCAAUCAAAUGCGCAAUAAUGGCUGCCAGUAAGAGGUAGCGCGGUAGUGGGAUUCCUAGCUACCCGAAAUUUUAUAUUCCUACCUCAAAUAUUCAUAUUACAACCAUCGAUAUUUAUGUUUACACCACUUUAAAACCCAGUACUUACACCUCCGAGAAUUGAUAAUGAUCACAAUGAUAAACUAUAAAUAUUCCUGAAAUUAUUUAAAUUUCUCUUUCUAUAAUAGAAGAGCAAAACCGAUAAAUCUUUAUUCCAGUACAGUGUUAACGGUGGUUUCGUCAGAUUCUCAUUGGCGAAAUAUAAAAGGGACACGUGGUUACUCACACUGAAAAAGAAUGGCAAAGUAAAAAAUGCAAGAAGGACUAAUCCCAACAUGAAAGCAACAAUUUUUUUACUUUUUUAAGUGAUCAAUGACAAUCUCCGCCAAAUCUGUUUCAUAUUAAAUUUUCUGACAUUUGUUCAGUUUUGCUAGAUAUAUGCGUAGUUGUUAUCUAAGAAAGCACCUUAUCAAUGCAUGGACCGCGCAGCGAUUUUACGAUUGAGGAGGGGGCUGGUGUUGAGAUGAAGUAAGUUGGCGGCGAAGCAGGGAACCUUCCUAGUUGGGUCUGGUGAAAAUUACAAGCCCCAAAAAUUACAAGCACGCUUAAAACUGCGACACUGUAGAAGCCCAAAACACCUUCAAAGGAAAUAUGUUUUACCUUUCGAAACUGAUUUUGGUUAAGUCGCGUACAAAAGGAGAACUAUAUAUUCCAACCUUGUAUGCAGUGAUUACGAGCUCGAGAUUUCUAUGAGGUCAUAGUUGAUGAGGGUAAAGCCCGAAUCAACUAUAUCAUCUCAUAGAAAUUGAGAGCAAGUAAUCUAAUUGUUUUAGUAGAAUCAGAGUCCAGAGAUCAAACAUAAAAUAUUCCACAAAAUAAUUCAAUAAUUCAAUAAAAAACGCGAGCCGGAAACAAUUUUUUUAGAAAUGUGCCAGGAAAAUUAUUGUUUUUCUACUUGCUAUCUAUCGAGGAAUAGAUAGCGAGUGGAAUAGCCAAUCAAAUUACAGCAUUUGCAAUAGUAUACUAGUAUGAUUCUACCAAUAGUAUAUUUAUUAUAGUACUAGUGUAUCAAUUUCCCAAACCAAGCACGAAAGGGAAUAUGCGUUCAAUACCAUACAAAUUAUUGGGGGGGGGGGGGCCUGGAGCCCCCUCAGCCCCCCGCUUGCGCGGUCCUUGCAAUGUAGAAAUAACAUUUUUAAUUGUAAAUAUGAAAUAAAUACGUACGUAAAUGAAUUGAAUGUAUAUAUUUGAGCAUGAUGGUAAACAAACGUACGUACGAAAUAAUAUAUAUAUAUUUGUGUGAUACAUAGGUAUUUAUUGCAUUUGUUAAUAAUUCGUGUGUAAUUAAAUAUUAAUUUGUAUGGGCAGGUACAGUCAUGGAAAUGUUCGACAGUCUGCAAAUAAUUGGAAAUAUCAUGUAGUUGUAAAUAAAUCCAGUUGUUGUAAAUUUUUUAAUGGAACAAUAGUAUUACGUGCUUUACCGACUAUAUAGGGUUUGUUUUUUUUAAGGUCGUUGAGAAUCGAUAAGCUCGUCAAAUUCUAUUAAAACCCAUUUUGCCGGGGCAUUCCUAUACCAGCUAGGAAUGACACACAAACGCUAUUUAGCGAUUAGACACGCCCCACAUUCGCUGGCUGGCACUGAAAACGAAAAUAAAAAUGUACAACUUUGUUAUUCUAUUGUAAAUGAAAUUUACCUUUCCUUCAUGAUGAGCGUCUGAUUCAUCGGAAUCCAUAUUUGAAGCUAGUGAAGAAAACGAGUUUACUACUCGUAUUUAAGUCGUAUGUAAGUCGUAUGUAGUCGUAUGUAACUCGUAUGUACUCGUAUGUAACUCGUGUUACUCGUGUGGUGUUUCAGUCACGAUCCAAUCAAAUUAACUCGAAACUAGUGUUCGAGUUUUCACUAGAAGUUUUUAAUUCUUCAAUAACAUCAUUAAUUAUCCGCGAUCGUGACUAAAACACCACGCGCGUUACAUACCAGUACAUACGAGUAACACACGAGUACAUACGACUAACAUACGACUAACAUACGAGUAAAUACGACUUACAUACGAUGAUACGGGUAGUAAACUCGUUUUCUUUCACUUUCGCUUUGUUAUCUAAUAUCUACUAGCUUUAAAUAUGGAUUCCGACGAAUCAGACACUGAAGGAAAGGUAAUUUCUUUUAAAAAUAGAAUAACAAGUUCUAUAUUUUCAUUUCAAUGUCUAUUUUGUAGUUGUCUUGUUAAUUACACAUAUACGAAUAACACGAGUAUACGACAACAUACGAGUACACACGACUUACAUACGAGUACAUACGACUUACAUACGGGUAAUAAACUCGUUUUCAGUGUUUGUAUAUUGCAUUGUUAAUAGACAAAAAUAUGGCAUUCUUGGUUGACAAACUUGAUUAGUAAUUGAAACUAAUUUUUACGUCUUUGCGAAAAAUAUCAAUUUCUCUGCCCUCUUUUUUCCCAUCGAAUUUACUCUCGACGUACUACUUUGCUAUGAAAACGACCCAAAAUUAAAAUAACGCUUACAAUCAACAAUCGAUAAUUUGUGAAAAUAUGAACGUUAUACUUUACAAGAAAUUAUGAAAUACAGUAG
Molecule: messenger RNA, 12678 nt
Organism: Paramuricea clavata
Lineage: Eukaryota; Metazoa; Cnidaria; Anthozoa; Malacalcyonacea; Plexauridae
Source: the annotation of a GenBank genome assembly